This is a messenger RNA of Caenorhabditis auriculariae, 9620 nucleotides long. The record is from the annotation of a GenBank genome assembly. Lineage: Eukaryota; Metazoa; Nematoda; Chromadorea; Rhabditida; Rhabditidae.
AUGCUGUCCUCCCAUGACUGUUGUGUCGCAGAUAAUCGCAGCUGUGCACGGUCGUUAGAUGCGAAUAUUGACUAAUACAGAAGUGUAAAGUGUGGACGUAUAGAUUCGAAGAAGAAACUUCGAAUGGGCCUAUGUGAGUGGCAAUGAAAUAGAGCAAAACUCCCAGAGGAAGUCCCUGCCAAUGUCGAAAAAGCCUCGAGACAGAGAACCUCAAUUCAAAACCAGUGUUUUCAGACACGGAGACGAUCUGAUCGUGACGCCGUUUGCACAGCUGCUGGCGAGUCUCCGCAACGUCCGCUCCAACCUCAUCUCCAUCACCAACAUACAGGUCACCUUCUUUACAUUUAUUUCAGUUAACGUGCUAUUAUUUCCUAGUCUAUUAUUCAUAGUUGCUUUCACUUCGAAUUCAAGCUCAGUUCUAGGCAAUUUAUUAUUCAGGUAAGAUUCUUAUCAUAUAUGUAUUAGUUUUUAGAUAAGAGAUUGAAGUUUUUCAAACAAUUCAGUAAAGCGUUUCAUUCUAAUAAAUGUAACGGGCGCCUCAUGAAAUACAAAGACUCAGGAACGAUUAAGUUCUCUUAUUCAAACUUUUUUUUUCUGUUGCCGAUUUCAAAUUCACGUGUUGAUUCGAAUUAAUUUUAUUUUAUAAGGCAUUGAAAAAAAGCUGGAAACUUUGAAAUGAGCCGUUCGAAGAAAAGUCAGUCAAUCCAUAAAUGAAAUCAGCUUGAUAUACAUUUUCAAGUUCCUUCGAGCCUAAAAUCUACUUGUUUUCAAGCUUUUACCAUUUAAAGUUUUGUUAUCAAACUUAUAAAUAGCUUCUUGGUAGAGGAAAAACAUUUUCUCUAGGUAAUUUGACCAAAAAGAAAAUUUCGUAGGAUCUUGCUUGUUUUCUAUUUUUCUUGUUUUGCAGCUUCGCCUAGCCUAAACGAAGCAUUUAUUGGGAUACCUUUGAAGUAUUUCCUUCAAAAAAAAAACCUUCUCUCAUACACCUUAAUUGCUUUUUAUAUUUUUUCAAGUCGUUUCUUUUUCGAAACAAGACUCUUUCUGAAAAGGCAAGAUCUAGUAACUUGGUGUUGAUUUAUUGUAUUUUUUAUGUUCGAAUUCGAUUUUUUUUUUCUUUGAACUUCGAUGUAAUUCUAUUUUAUUCAUUUUUUUCAGUUCUCAUGUUUAUGAGAUGGAAAAAAAGUACAUACAUAAUUAUACAUAAUUCACAUAAUUCACAGUCGCAAUCCACAAAUCUUCCGCUGACGAAAUGCGAAAUAAUGUUAUGCAUAGGGAAAGAAAACGGUGUUUUCGUGAAGGACCCACCUAAAAAAAGCUUUUGCAAGAAAAAAUAAGUGAUAUACCUGAGAAAAAUUUGAAAAAAUGAAGGUUUUCUCAAAAUGCUUCCAUAUAUUUCUGUUAAUUUCUUUGAUCUUAAAAAAAAAAGUAAAAUCUAAAAUUACGCUCGUUGACGUUGUGAUAUAUGUGUUUAGGGCGCAAAACUCGCAUUACCUGAGGGUAGACUCUAACUUCUGCCUUUAACUUUAUUGAGUUUCUCUGUGCCUCUUUCUGAUACUCCAGCUGGACUUUCGAUAGGUUAUCAGUUCACAAAACCCCCUUUUCGCUUUGAUGUAAAGUCUCAAUUUCGUUCUACUGUCACAUGUCGAUAAAGUCAGAUUUUCCUAUUUUUAAUUCACUUUCUCGUUUUUAUUGUAGUUCUGUGAUGAUCAGGACGAAAAGCGAUCAGAGGGUACAGAUAGGUUAGCCAAAUGAUGACGAAUCGGAUUCACCAAAUGCUCUUUUUUCAAAGUAAAGACGUGGGAAGAAAAUGUUGGGAGUUCAGAACUGCGACGACGGACGACACGCGAGCCGAUCGACGAAAAGAGCCCCGCUGCACAGUACGUCUCUGCCGGAUAAUGUGGUGCAGUGCGCUCACGAGACCCUCGGUUCGUCUUUUCCCGAUGAGUCGCAGCAACAAGAAAACAAAAGAAGCUUCUCUCCUGGGCCAUUUUGUUAUUGAGGCUGUACAAAGGUCCGAGAGCCACACAAAUCGUCUUGCCUUACUCUUUUGCCAUCUGGCUGAACGUUAAUCUUGUUGGGCUGGCAGGCGCUUUGCUCGAGGCGUUUCUGGCCGGGUAAUUGCCCUAGUGGCCAACCUUGUUUCGUCAACGUGAUUCGGCACUACAAGUGCUAGUUCACUUUUUUGCCGAACAAAUCAUCUUGAAAACUUAAGUAUUGUAGAUUAUUAGAUUCCUUGUGAACGCUAACGAACUCAACAAACUUACAAAUGGAGGAGUUUUAAUCAAUAAUGGAUUGAUUGAGCAGUAACUUUUUGAAAUUUAGUUGGCCUCACAACGAAAUUCAAAUUUUUCCAGGUUAACAAUAGAAGGGUUUUUUUUUUCGUUUCGUUUGGAUAGUUUUUAUCUGCACAACUUUCUAAUUUCAAAAGAAGAAGGACCCACUCAGCCAUUUUUUCAUGAUUUUCCUCAUUUCUAAGGCGUUCGUUUUCGGAAAUUAGGAAGUUGUGCAAAAUGGGAUCUUCGUUAUAUACUUUUUCAUAUCAAAGAGUGUUCUGGCCAACGUUCAGAAAACUCUAGAAUUCAAAUUAAAAUGACUUUCAUUACAAUUUUAGAAAAAAAAGACUUUUAUUGUUUUAAACAUUUAAACAACUUAUUUUUAUGGGAGACAAGCAGAAGGAAAAUUUUGCGUCGCCAGAAAUUGAAAAGGUUUAAAAAAAGUCAAGUUUUUAAAGGCGCUGGAGAAGGGCUGAACGUGGUUGCCGCAGACUAUCGGUCGCUUUUGAAAAGAAAACUACGCAUGGGGUCACCUAUUAUGAGGCUCUUUGUUUUUGAACCAACGUCAGACAUUCUUUUUUAUCUGGUUUCAUCCUCUGAGGACCGGAUUUGAAGGCUGGGAAAGGGCUCAAACGCUCCAUUUGAAUGUUUUCCGUUUCCCCGGAAUCAGUCACCAAAAUUUUUAAAAUUUUUUUGAAAGUCUGUUUCUCUUCUAGUUUUGACCCAAAGAACUCGGAAAAGGUUUAUUUUUUGUUUCUUUUCAAUGGCUUCUUUUUGAAAAUUAACAAAGUUGGGCAGUUUUCAGAAGAACUCGAUUGGUGUCUCGACCAGCUGGAAACCAUUCAGACACACCGUUCUGUGUCGGAAAUGGCGAGUAGCAAGGUUUGUUUUUUUUUUCCUCUCUAAUUCUCUAUUCCUCCAGCUUCUUACUGUAUUUGCAUCUUUUUUCCGUCCUCAUCAUCAAACUCUUUUUCUUUGCUAAAAAUACGGUGGCCUCCAGAUCGAGCAGCUCGAAUGUAAGAAAUUCGCAUACUCAUCAUUUGCUAUACUUUUCAUAUACUCUGUUUUGAGCAAGUUAUAGAAUGUUAACAUUUACAUGGGUUACUUUUUUUUAUCUACUUAUAGUUUCGAAAUUUUCAAUAAAUAAUAAAUCAAGUACAUUUUUUGGUUUUCGAAAAAAUGAAUCAAAAAUUGCGGAGAUGUUAGUAGAUGUUUUCUCUUGUUUUUGUCAAAAGAGCAAAUCGAAAAUCCUUCAAAACUUCAAAUGGUCGCAAGGCGUCUUUCUUUCUCUUUCUGAGUGAAAAGCUUUUCGAACUCGACGCUUUUUGAGGGACUUUUUCUGUUUUUCAUUUUCUCUGAAGACGCAGGUGCGUGUAACGACUCCUGCAACUUCCAAACGUUUUGUUAAUCAGAAGAAAAAGGAAAGAAAAAUUCCAAAAUCUUAAGAAACUUUUUUAUUUUCGAAUCAAGACUACGAACAACUUUUUCCAAUCAGAUUUUAUGGAUAUGUUUCUUAAACGGAACGUUUUCAUUUUGUUUGAAAAAAAUAUUUUUUUCAGAAUAAUAAGUGGGUCGAUUUUAUUUUCAUUUUAUUUUCCGUUUUACCUCAGAUUUGAGUUUUUUUUUAGUCGUAUCACUUUUUCCUAGAACCAAAUUUCACGCCGCUUUUUGAAUUCUCUGAGAUUGAAAAUUUUUGAAGACACACUUUUCAAGUAGUUUCUCUGUACCUUUCCAGCGGCUAACAGUUUUCAUGUUGUUCUUCAAUUGUUGCAAUGCGAUUGCAUAGCAACAGAAAAAGAUGGCUACUCAAGUUGAAUUGUUUGCCUUUUCCAUUUCUCCCACGGGUUCUGAGGGCUUUAAAAGUUCAAUGACAUUGAAACCGGUUUCGAAAUGACCGGAAGUUGUGUAGAACUUUGCUUCGCUGCUUUUUUGUUAUAGUUAGGAAGAUUGUGAACGGCGCAGUUGGUUUUAAGUUCUAUUUACUGAGAACAAAGUAAAAAAAAGUUCUCUAAUGGUUAUGUUGAAACUGGUUAGACAAUACAAUUGGCCUAUUCGAAAUGACGAUAAUUUUUUUUUAGCAAAAGUUGAUUAUGAUGUUUGAACUAACUUGUGUUUUGUGGUGGUGGAUUCCAAGCGCGGCAGAAGCCGAAGAAAAGAAGACGUUGAACGACUUCCGGUGAUAGACGACGUCGUUGGUAACGUAUCAUCACGUCUUCUGUAGGAGGAGAGGCGCAGACGGCGCGCGCACCCGCCGCUCUAGAUGUCGUGACAGCUGCAGCAUAAUUUCUUUUCUUUUUUCUAAACUUUGUGCGUUUCUUCGGAGCCGUGGUUUUUGACGCGGCGAGGUGUUCGAGGCACUUGAGCAAUAAAGAGUUUAUCGGAAAUCUCCACACUAAUGUUGCUUUCUUCAAGAGAAGUCUUCUCUCAAUGCCCAGAAUAAAUGGUUGGGGUCUGAAAAAAGCUUUUCAAUGCUUUGAAAUUGGUUCAUUCUUACCUCUAGAUAAUAAAAAAUGAAGGUUAAUCAAGAUUCUUUCCAGCUUCUUUUCACCUGUGAUUUUUGUCUGCAAAAAACAGAAGGUCUGGAAUUUUAGGUUAAACUUAAUGAGAAAACCCAGGCUGUCUCUAUUUUUCUAUUAAGUUAUUAUUUGAUUCAAAAUCAUAUUUUUCCUAACCUGCCUCAAGAUGGGCUAAGGUCUACGCAGAAUUCGUGUUUUUGAGUUGAUUUACUGCCAUUUGUGUGUUUCGUCAAACCUACUUCAUAGGGUCUUAUUCUAAUUCGACGUCGCUCCACAACUUCGAUUUGUUUUUGGCCUCCAAACCGGCGACUUCCGGCGCGCCUCGGAACGUUCACGUGUCUUUAAGUGACCACUUUCUAUCCUAAUUUGCAGACGUAGAGGAGAACCGAAUAACGAAAAAUUGUUAGAUUUCAAAGAAGCCAUCAAAUUUGAAAAAAAAAAUCUGAUUACUUCUUCCUUUAUUUCCCCUGUUCAAGUUUUGAGACAUUAAGUCUAUGAACACUCUAGAAUGAAACUUUUUUUCAGUUCCGCAAAAUGCUCAACAAAGAACUGUCGCACUUUGCCGAAUCUUCCAAGUCGGGAACCCAGGUCUCCAAAUUCCUCAUCACCACCUACAUGGACAAGGAGGAGGACGAGCCGAGCAUCGAAAUCGAGGUCCCCGGAGAGGUUUUCUUUUUAUAAAUUAAUUGAAAUUUAAGUUUUUUUAUAGUUUUUUUCUAUCGAAAAAUAGAUUUUCAUUUUGAAUAACUUUAAAUUCCGAAGAAACAGGAUUUCAUGAACGAGGAAAUGAGCGCUCAACAGUUUUUUUGGUUCAAAAAAGUUUUUAUUUACUGUGAUCAGAUUCUAGUUCACCAGCAAGUCUUCGCUUUCCACCAUUAAAUGCAAUUUUUCGAACAUUUUGUCAAUCCUUACAAAUUGAAAAGUGUUUCUUCUGCGCAAUUCAAAACUUUUUCAUAAAAGUACAAUUUUUCCCAUUAUUAAAAAGAAGCGUAUUUCUAUUACUUUUUCGAUUUCACCCAGAGUUUUUUUUUCCGAUCUAUUCGCUUUAUUCCCCUUUUUGAUCGGGAAUCGAAUAAUGAGAAUGCACGAUUGAGCAAAGAAAAAACGCUUUAUGGUGUAUUUUUCGAGAAAAAAAACAGCUCCAAAUGACGCCGGCUGCAUAUUUUUGCCUGAUUUGGUCAUUGGCGCUUUUUAGUUAUUACGGAGAAGCAAAACAAUGCGGUCUCUCAUGUUCUGAGGAUAAUAUUUUCCCGACUUUACAAGGUUUUAACGAGUUAUGUCGCUUUGUUAUGACUUUAAGGUGCAAUUUUUUUUCCUGUAUUUUUUUUUUUGAGUUUUUUCUAAUAAAGAACGCCAGUUUUGUUUGAAGGGAAAACAAUCGAAUUUCAUAAAAACAUUUUAGAACUGCAAACCAAUGAAAAAAACUUUUUUCGUUUUCAAGAUUCCUGUGAAUAUACGAAUAAUUAUAAAAAAAUUGGGUAAAUGAUGGUUUCAUUCGAAUUUUGAUUUUUUUUUUUUGUCUGCAGGGGCCAUCGACUUCGUCGCCGCAAAUGACGGUGUCGCUGUUGAAGAAGGCGCAAACGGCCGCCAUGAACAGAAUUUCCGGUGUUCGAAAACUGCGAGCUCCCAGCCACGAAGGUCAUCUGCCAGAAUACGGCGUCAACUGUGCCAAGGAAAUUGCCGUUUACAUGCAGCGGGUGCCUUUUUCUUUCCGGUUGCGUCGAAUUCACAUGCUACCGCUAAAAGACAAACCAAGCACUCUUUUCCGGGCUUUUGGGAUUUCAUCUCCUUUUUAUUUGAUUUAGACUCUUUCUCUUUUUGAAGAAGGAAACUUCUCUAUAACGUUUCUAAAAAGUUUCCAAGACCGUGAAUGUUUUUUCGAGUUCUUGGACUUGAGAAACUUAGAAGGGAACAGAUUUUUUGCUUUCAGAUAGAUGACUGGGGACCCGACGUUUUCAAAAUCGACGAACUUUCCAAGAACCAUUCCCUGACGGUCAUCACUUACACACUGUUACGCAAAAGAGGGCUUAUCAAGGUUCGUUGGAACUUUUUCUCAAGAUUCAACUGUUUUAGUCAUUAAUUUUCAAAGGUUGAGUUGGCUUUUAAAAAAACUUAAUUUUUCCAUUUUGUCCAGAUCACGGGUCUCGAAGUACACCAUUUCUUAAAGAAAAAAACUAGAAUUUUAGGUUUUUUUUUUGUUUUUUUUUUCACGUUUGGAAACAGCUGAAAGCUCUAACUUUUGCACGUCCCCAGAAACUUUCAAUCUCUCCCAUGAUCCGGAGAAUUACAUACUAGGGAUUUUUUUCUAUUUAGAAUUCUGAAAUUCUCUAAAUGGAAGUUUUUUCAGGCGUUCGAAAUCCCUUCAUCUGUGCUGGUGACGUACCUCCUGAACCUGGAGCACCACUAUCGCAACAACCAUUACCACAACAUGGUGCACGCCGCCGACGUCGCCCAGUCGAUGCACGUUCUACUGACGUCACCAGUUCUGGCGGUUCGCGAACUCGGUCUUCCGUCAUUCAUUUCCCUCUACCUCAGGAAGUCUUCACGGACCUCGAAGUUUUGGCCGCCAUCUUCGCCGGCGCCAUUCACGAUGUCGACCACCCCGGCUACACCAACCAAUACCUCAUCAACUCCAGUCAGCUCAUUUUUAAUUUUUUUUUGGCCUCGAUGGCUCACUUCUUGAAUAGAUACGUAUACAGGUGAGUGGGACAGAUACGAACCUCAUGGGCCAGUUGAAAAGACGAAAAAAAUGCGGCGGAGAACUGCUAUUUUGUUUGAGAGAAAACAGGCGAGAUGAAUGAUUUUUAUUUUUUCAAAAAUAAAAAUUAGAUAAAAAAAAAACCCCCCAAUUGAAGAUUAAAAAGAAUUUACAAAUCUGAUCAUUAAGUUUGCAAGUUCAUAAUUUUUUAUCCUCUCCAUUUUCUUCAAAAACUAUAAGGCACUGGGUAAAAAUGGGACCUAGAAAAUUCGUAGUUUCAAUGGUAUUUGAGCAAAUGUGUGAAAAUCUAUGACCUCCCAAAUAAAAUGUCCCAUUUUGAAAUAGCAAAAGGAGUAUUGACUGUUUUGAGAGAAUUUAGUAAAUGCUCCGACCUUUUUCCUGCUGUUUAACGUUCUCACACGGAAUGCACCAUGGAGAACUUUGCGUUGUUUCAGACAACGAGCUGGCGAUCAUGUACAACGACGAGUCGGUGCUGGAACAGCACCAUUUGGCGGUCGCGUUCAAACUUCUGCAGGAUUCCAACUGCGACUUCCUCGUAGGCCUCAGUCGGAAGCAGAGGCUACAGUUCAGGAAGAUCGUCAUAGACAUGGUGAGUCGGAUUCGACCUCGAUCAGCUUGUCUGUCUGCAAAAGACACGUCAACGUCACUCAACGGACCACUUUGAGAUCAACCGGAAGCGGUCAAUCAACCUUUAGACCUGUCUCUUUUGUAUUUUAUGUGUAAUUAGCGUUGUCGCUUUUGACAUGCUAGAACGGGAAUCGCAGCGACAGUUCUGUUCGCCCACGCAGUCAGUACAGUACGCCUGUCAUAGCUGGUUUUUCGAUCUUCUCUGGUUAUUAACUUAACAUUUAUCUCGGUAUCGAAAUUGUCAUUUAAAGUAAUCGGCCAUUUCAUAUCGAUUUAUGGCAGCUUUCGUCUAAUAUUGUCGAAGUCUAGUGUAUCUUGGGGCUUAACGGCGAAAAAAACUGUUGCUCAAGCUGAAGCAUUUUUUGUUUUUUCUGAUAUUUACCCUUCCAUUUUUUUUUUUGCAAAGAUAAGUUUUUUCCAGGUUUUGGCAACCGACAUGUCGAAACACAUGUCUCUGCUCGCUGAUCUCAAGACAAUGGUCGAAGCGAAAAAAGUGGCUGGCAACAAUAUAAUCGUUCUCGACAAGUACAACGACAAGAUCCAGGUAGGCUCGUGCCAAUUUCAAAUUUCGGGUUUUUUCACAAGCUGGAUGCGGUCUUGUUUUACGUAUAUCAAAAUUUUCAUUUUUCAGCAUCAAAAUUUGACUGUUUGUUAGUUUUUCGAGGGAAGAAAAAAAAUCCCACUUAUUUGUAAAAUAACUGAUACUGACAUGAAAGAAAAAGUUUCAUGCUAGCGAAAAAAUACCUUUCGACGUGUCCACUCCAGGGAUUUUUCAAGACUUUAGACUCCCACUUUUUAUUUAAAAAAAGUUUUUUUCAAUUUUUCAAAUGAAUAAAAAAAUAAAAAAAUAAAAAAACUCUAUUCUCGGAAAGAAAGGCAAUCUUCGGACCUUAACUCAAUGCGAUCACAGUUCUAGGAUUUUUUUUUUGAGCUUUCAUUCCAGAUCUUUUUUUUCUAUGCAAGAAGCGAUCAAGUAGUUCGAUAAUGAAUAGUUUAAGGUGUUUUUAAAAUCGAAUUUUUUAUCUAGACAUGAAUAAUUCAAUUGGGUCUCUGCUUCCUUUCUCAACCAGAGAGUUUGCAGGUGUUGCAAUCGAUGAUCCACCUGGCGGAUCUUUCGAAUCCGACGAAGCCAAUCGACCUUUACCAACAGUGGAACCAACGUAUCAUGGAGGAAUACUGGAGGCAGGGCGACAAAGAGAAAGAAUUGGGACUUGAGAUCUCGCCCAUGUGCGACAGAGGCAACGUCACGAUCGAAAAGUCGCAGGUCCAGCUCUAUUUUCUAACUUGCACAGCUCACCUCCUCGUUUUCAGGUCGGUUUCAUCGACUACAUCGUGCAUCCGCUUUACGAAACUUGGGCCGAUCUGGUGUACCCCGACGCACAGAACAUCUUGGAUCAGCUCGAAGAGAACCGCGAGUGGUAUCAGUCGAGGAUUCCGGAGGAGCCGGAGUCUGCACGAGAAGCCGGAGCGCAGCCUUCGGAAUAA